AUGUUCUCAGUAUCCCGUCCGGCUCCGCUUGUACGUAUGUCCAAGAGUCUGAUGGUUCUACAACUACUGGGAGGCAAAUCCAUGGUUUUGGAGACCCUCCAGCGUUCGUCUCAUUAUUUCAUCGAUCACAAAGUUAAAAAGGAAUGGGAAGAGUGGACAACGCUGACGGACACCGCUUUGCGUUCGGAAGCUUUUGGAGAGCUCUCCGUACACUCUCACAAGUCCGGAGGUCUGAGAAUACAAAGAACGUAUUAUGUUUACAAACUACCGUGGGAUUCCUUGGUGGGCAAAGAACCAGCUCCGAACGUAGCGGACUACAUAAGAGCCAAUGGAAUAACCGUGUUCGUUGAGACAGAUUUCAUUGGUUGUUCUUCACUCGCCCUUGACAGGACCUUCUCCGCUCUUGGCCGAAUGGUAGUUGAGCACCACAUCAGAAACAGGUUAUGGGUGCUUAACUGGCAAACACAACAGGACGAAUCAUCAUUGGGUGGACCUGACCAAACUAUCGGUCAGACGACGGCCUACUCAUCAGAAGCCGAUGACUACAGCGUCUGGUCUAAACAAACCGUGGAUUGCACCGUGUCACUCUUGGAAUCCCAUGCUGACCGUUCGCUCGCUAGUGUUGACCUUCUGGCAUUUGCCCGAGGGUUGCAGUCUGGCAUCAUGUCACUGGAGCAAGUCCUGUCGCUUCUAGACCUCCACGUGUCCAGAACAUUUCCACACACCUGGAAAACUGUAUCCCGAUGCCGCCGUCAGUUAACUCAUUGGAUCCCGGUCAACCGAAAGCAGAUCCGCCGAGCCAACUACGCCACCAUCCAGACCCUGUACCACCAAAGACUCAAAGAUUCAGCGUCUGAUGUGCUCGAUGAGUCAUGGAAGCAUCUAUACAAAGGAAACUGCGGUCUACCUAUAGACGCCGAGUAG
Molecule: messenger RNA, 924 nt
Organism: Opisthorchis viverrini
Lineage: Eukaryota; Metazoa; Platyhelminthes; Trematoda; Opisthorchiida; Opisthorchiidae
Exons: 5
Coding region: 1-924 (307 amino acids)
Source: RefSeq, a predicted model, not a curated record